CUUAAGCUUUCAUCUGAAGCCAGGCGUGUGUGCAAGCUUACUGCGGCCGACCAACUGCUACGUAGUCGAGACUCGACCCCCCUUCGUCCUCCCUUGAGCGCGGUUAAACAGGCAGCAGUUGCGUCGGUUCAACAUGAGACGAGGCUAUCGAUCCUUGCUCACGACCACGGCACAUCUACCAUGGAAAGGGUUCCAAUGCCGCCAUUCAGCCGUCCCGAUUACAGGGGCGCGUCGAUGUCAAGGCUUACUCCGUAGUUUGCAACCAUGGGGAACCAGGGGAACGCAUCCGGUGGGCUGAUUUGCAAAACGCCUGGAAACGACCCUUCUUCCUUCGAAGUCGCAGUCCCGAAUUUCGUAAUAAUGAUGAUGACGAUGAUAAUGAUGAUGAAGAAGAUGAAGAUCCUCAGAUGGGGGACGGAGUACUGGAUUGGUCCAGCCGAGGCUGCUGCUGAAUCCCGGCCGUGGAAGCACGCGGCUUAUCGCGUUUUGGACCAACCCUCGAACUCUGCGACCGUAUUGAUUAGCAAUAAGCUCGGCGAUGACCAUUCGACGGGCGGGUGCGCAGGAGGAGUUGGUAUCACCCUUUUGCCUCUGGCCAGAGAGGAAAGUCCCCAGAUCAUCGCGAUUACGAUCACGAUCCCGAAGCCAACAUUACCCACGGAGGCUUUUUGCAUCAGAUGCAUCCGUCGGGGUGGUUGGAGCCUGACCUCAACUCCGGGUCGAAGCCCCCUCAAGGUUUCUGUUGCCUCGCUCCCGUUUUCCCUUUUCCAACGGCUCGAAUGUUUGAGUCUCCUCCGGAGUGCCUUCACGGUGACUUGUCUGGCCUGAAACUGGAACCUACCUUCCCCGCCAGACCAGAUCGAGUCGUAGAAUUAGUCGCCAAUGAGCGUGUCACUUGCAGUGACUGGACGUGUCUUACCUGGAGGUAUGUACUAUGGAUGUAUGGAGUCUGUACCGGGUAUUCAGUAUCGUAUGGUACCACUAUCCCCCCAACUUUGAAGUCAGU
Molecule: messenger RNA, 1006 nt
Organism: Aspergillus ibericus CBS 121593
Lineage: Eukaryota; Fungi; Ascomycota; Eurotiomycetes; Eurotiales; Aspergillaceae
Exons: 1
Coding region: 265-828 (187 amino acids)
Source: RefSeq, a predicted model, not a curated record